Messenger RNA from Schistosoma mattheei, 2343 nucleotides. Lineage: Eukaryota; Metazoa; Platyhelminthes; Trematoda; Strigeidida; Schistosomatidae. The record is from the annotation of a GenBank genome assembly.
AUGGUCAGUUUGCAAAGAGAUCAUCUUAAUACUUAUCAUAACUCUGUGUAUAAUAAGCCAUCUGAAAAACCUUCCAGAAUUUGUAACCAUCAAGUUCCUCCUAAAUCAGCCUCACCUAAGCUGUUUGCAGUUUAUAAAGACUCGAUGGAAGUUGCUAUUAUCAUGGAGUAUGCUAGUGGUGGAUCUUUAUACGACUUGUGUAGAUCUGCUUACCCAUAUGACUUUGCUGCUAGUUCAACCAGUUCUCCUUGCGGUGAUUUAUCCGUUCCUAAUUCUGGUGUUUCUAAUUCACACACAACAAUCCCACAGUCGAAACACCCUGGUUCAUUUGAUGGAUUGCCUGAAUCAUAUAUUCGUCAACUACUAAUCAGCAUCCUUGAAGCUUUGGUCUACAUGCAUGAUACUCUUAGGAUGGUUCACCUAGAUGUUAAGGCUGAAAAUCUUUUACUGCGUCAACCCUAUCCGUCUACUGAUGUAUUUUUCACAGAUUUCGGUUUAGCGACCAUAUUAACUGAAGGUAAACAACAUCGAGAGCUUGCAGGAACUCCUGAUUAUGUUGCACCGGAAAUUAUUAACUAUGAUCCUAUCACAUUUGCUACAGAUAUGUGGUCUGUUGGGGUUCUUACAUAUUAUCUACUUACUGGAAUCUCUCCAUUUCUUGGUGAAGAUAAAUACAUCACAAUGCAAAAUAUUACUCAUAAUACAAUUACGUAUCCUGAUUCCUUUUUAAUAAUCGUUCACCCGAUUCAAUUGACUUUAUUCAGCGCCUUCUACAACGUUCACCGACACAACUCAUUAAAUCAACCAAUCAUAAUCGAAACAGAAAUUAAUCAUCAAUCAUCACAAACCACACUGUAUAAUAACAAGAAUAGUAGUAGUAAUGAUGAUAAUGUGAAAUACGCUAUUGAAUUAUUCAGUGUAGAUCCAGUUAUUGAAAUUGUUGAUGAAUUUAUAUCACCACAUUGUUUAGCCCAGUUUAUAGUACAAUCUCCUGUAUAUAUUGUUCCAUAUGUAGAUGUUGUUAGUCAAACAAAUUUUUCUAAACUAAUGCCUUCAUUAAAAUUAUGUGUUAACUAUCUUCCUAUUAUCAACUCAGCAGCAUGUACACAUUUUACCUCUUCGAUAAACAACCACCCAUCAUCAUCCGAACAGUUUAUUAGAAAGAUAUCUAAAAAAUUAAUCAAUGGACAUUUCAAUCUACUUAAAAGUCUUUCCGAUUUAACCAAAAUUUGUUCAAGUAACUCGAACAGUGACAAUCGUUAUGUUGAUACUGACAAGUGUUAUCAGUUGACGAAUAGGUAUCCCAUCGGUAUACAUGAUGAAUCAAAAUCAUUAACCAGUUAUUCUAAACUAUCCAUCAACAACUUGUCAAAUUCUAACGUAGUUGAGUAUAAUAGUUGGAGAAACAACAAAUCGACUGAAAAUUGUGUAUCAAUUUAUUUAUUUAUUUCAAAUUAUUUACAAGAAUAUCAAUUAUUCUUAAUGUUUUGUGAUUUAAAUUAUUAUAAAUUACUUGAUCGUGAUUUUUAUUUCUUUAACCGUCAUAAUACUACUAAUAUUGUUGAUAGUAGUAGUAGUAGUAUCAAAGAGACUAUUAAUACAAAUACUGAAUUAUUUGUAAAUUUUCCAUUGUCAAGCAAAAUUCACCACCAGAAACAACAACAACCUAGUGAAAAUGAUAUAACUCAAAAUGUAAUGAAUAGAAAUUGUGAAAUGAAAGAAUUAAUUAAAAUAUCUAAAUAUACUACUGAUAUAAUGCCAAAAGUGAAUGAAAUUAUUCCGAAAAAUUUUAUAAAUUCACAUAUUUCUACAAUUCGUAUUGAAAUAAAUUCAUCAAUAAAAGAAAAAUUGAAACUAAUGAAUUCCUCAGAUGAUCAUUAUAAUUUUAAUCACACAAGAGACUAUUUAUCCUAUGACUUUUCAUGGAUUAAGCAUAAUCAUAAUAGUGGAAAUGAUAAUAAAGCAUGGAAUUUAUUCAAUUCUCCUCUAAUCACUUCAUCUUCAAUGUUGUUUUCUUUACGUGAUCAUCAUCAUCAUAUUCGAUGUAAUUCAAUCAUUAGCAAUCAACCAAUUCUCAACAUCAACCAAUUCACCAACAGUUCAUUCAAUAAUUAUGACCGCUACCAAUUAAAAUGCCAUUAUCAACAAAACCAAACAACAAUUAUGAAAUUGUCUAAUAUUAAUCAAAUUAAAUAUAUAAAUUUACCAUUAUCAUGCAUAGUACAUCGUAUACAAUUAAUUAAGACAAGAUUAUUUCAUGAUUUAUUCAAUUGGAUUAAUUUAUUUUUAAGAAAUCUUUUACAUUUAUUAUUUUUUUUAUUACCAUCAUUAUUUGGUAAAUAA